Messenger RNA from Molossus molossus (Pallas's mastiff bat), 1211 nucleotides. It is a transcript of the gene METRNL, whose product is annotated as meteorin like, glial cell differentiation regulator. Gene Ontology annotation, biological process: positive regulation of brown fat cell differentiation; energy homeostasis. The record is from RefSeq and is a predicted model, not a curated record. The coding region runs from base 123 to 1061 and encodes 312 amino acids. Gene Ontology annotation, molecular function: hormone activity. The transcript has 4 exons. Lineage: Eukaryota; Metazoa; Chordata; Mammalia; Chiroptera; Molossidae.
GCCGCGCCGGGUGCGCGGGGAGUGCGCGACGUGACCCGCCUGGACUCGGAGCCCGGCCGCGCGAGUCGAGGGUUUGCUCGGUGGGCGCGCACGCCGGGCCAGCGCCAAGCGGGAGCCAGAGCAUGCGGGGCACGGCGCGGGAGGCCGGGGGGCGCGCGGGUCCGCUGUGGCCACGGCCCCCCGCCCUGGGCCCCGGCCCGCCGCCGCCGCCGCCGCUGCUGUCGCUGGCGGUGCUGCUGGCCGUGCUGCUGGGCGGCGCGGGCGCGCAGUACUCGAGCGACCUGUGCAGCUGGAAGGGGAGCGGGCUGACACACGAGGCCCACAGGAAAGAGGUGGAGCAGGUGUACCUGCGCUGCUCCACGGGCGCCGUGGAGUGGAUGUACCCAACCGGGGCGCUCAGCGUCAACCUGCGGCCCAACAUCUUCUCGCCCUCCCGACACCUGACUCUGUGCAUCAAGCCCCUCAGGGCCUCCUCGGGGGCCAAUAUUUAUUUGGAAAAAACUGGAGCGCUGAAACUGCUGUUUCGGGACGGGGACCACGGACCGGGCCAGGUGCGCUGCUUCGGUUUCGAGCAGGGUGGCCUGUUCGUGGAGGCGACGCCCCAGCAGGACAUCAGCAGGAGGACCACGGGCUUCCAGUAUGAGCUGAGCAGCCGGCAUGCUGGGUCGGACCUGCACGCUCUGUCAGCCCCAUGCCGCCCCUGCAGCGACACAGAGGUGCUCCUGGCAGUCUGCACCAGUGACUUCGUGGUCCGCGGCGCCAUCCAGGACGUCACCCACGAACCUGAGCGGCAGGAGUCGGCCAUCCACCUGCACGUGAGCCGGAUCUACCGGCAGAAGAGCAGGGUCUUCCAGCCCGCGCCCGGGGGCGGCUGGCGCGGGCGCAUCUCCACGCUGCUGGAGUGCGGCGUGCGGCCGGGGCGCGGCGAGUUCCUCUUCACUGGACACAUGCACUUUGGGGAGGCUCGGCUCGGCUGCGCCCCGCGCCUUGAGGACUUCCAGAGGAUGUACAGGGACGCCGAGGAGAGGGGGCUGAACCCCUGCGAGAUAGGCGUGGAGUGACUGUGGGGUGCCCCGAUCUGGGUGGACGCCCCGCGCUCACAGGGAGGCUGACGCACGAGGUUCCGCCGAGGAGUCCCCUUCGGGUUGAUUGGAAAUGCUGUAAAAUGCAAACUAAGUUAUUAUAUUUUUUUUAAAAAAGAAAUGUCCAGA